Molecule: messenger RNA, 21934 nt
Organism: Argiope bruennichi
Lineage: Eukaryota; Metazoa; Arthropoda; Arachnida; Araneae; Araneidae
Product: mucin-17-like
Exons: 16
Coding region: 307-20634 (6775 amino acids)
Molecular function (GO): calcium ion binding; protein binding
Source: RefSeq, a predicted model, not a curated record
AUGAGCACCUGGGAAUUAAAGCUGACGCUCUCUCUGACGCGCUUCCCCCUUCACUAACUGUGCUUUUUCGCCACAUUUGUCGCCGGUGUCCUCCCUCUCUCGAAUAGUGCCCACGAGGGAAUACACGUUUAAUUGAUAUCGGAUUGAUCCCAAGUGAAUGACACCAUCCCUCGGAAAAUGAAGAUGGGCUCCUGAAGAUAAGCAGCGUCGACACGAGUUUUUAUUUUGCGCGUGAAAUAAUUUUUCGUUAUGUGGUGUCUGUUUUGUCGGUGCAGUGGAGUUUGAGUUCAGAAGAUCUGCAAAAGUAUGGACCAAGCAAAUUUGCCGCGCGUGUUAGUGAAGGAAUUAAGGUUUUUUGUUGUGUGUGGACUAAUUAUAGGAUUACUAAGUGUACAGACAGUCUCCUCGAGGAGCUCUUGUGACAUCAGGACGCAUUUCCCAUGUAGGACGACGCCGUCUAUUUGUAUAGAAUUAUCUCAGGUACGAGAUGGCAAGAGAGACUGCCCGGACGGCUCCGAUGAAGAGUGUCCAGAUGGCAUGCAUCGCUGUAUGUGUGGUCUUCCCAGGUGUAUAGAGAGAAAUAAAGUAGGCGAUGGCAUAAAACAUUGUCAAGAUGGUUCAGAUGAAGGCGAGGAUUCAGGUAACCACCUGUGCCCCGAAUCCUUUGGUGGAGAGGAUCCAUUCGAAGUGGAAAUGAAGAAAAGACGAAGGAGAAAUCCUCAUAAUCGGAACGAUCCUGUCGUAUAUCCAUCUGGCAUCAUUUCGGCCUUCAUCGGUACAGAAGUGAAUGGUGACAGGACCACCUAUCACACUACCCAACUGUACAGGACCUACGUGGACGGCAGCUACACCGAAAUUCUGCAUUCUACUUCUAUGAUCAGUCCCACUCCGACAUUCAACGACGAGCGACGAAUGGAAUCGACAACGAACGUGCAUCGGUUUGGGUCUCUGAAUUCUGGAAAGGUGUACCUCACAGCUGUAAAUGAACCUCGAUCAUCAAUAAGCAAUUUAGAAUCUGAUUCUGGGAUCGAAGUUUCUGGAACUUUUCUUCCACCUGCCGGACUCAUGUCAACGAAACACUUUGGAUUAGAUAUUUCUGCUAAAACAAUCGGGACUUUAUAUCCAGCAAAAAGCGAUUCAUCGAUCAUCGUCGUUACAGGAACUGCUGGUACUUUUGUCCAAAGAGGCCCCACAGCUGACAUGACGUAUCCAGUUUUCACUGGUUCAUAUAUCAGUGGUUUAGAAAAUCCUACAACAUACAAGUUUUUCUUUGGAAACCGUCCGCUUACAUCUGAUGUAAGAGUAAUAUUACCCACAGCAUCUGCAAAUGUCUUUGAAUCCACUGAAAGAUAUGAAGCAGAAGAAAGUGGACUUCAGGGUUCAAUUAGUAGGAGAAAUGACGUAAUUGAAGAUUCUUUAAAUGAUGCAAAUGUGAAUGGAGAUUUUCCAGGACCUUUCUAUGUUCCUUCAAAUAAAAGUGAAGAAUAUUACCAAAGUCUACCUACAAUGCGACCAGAUGUAAAACCUGUAGCAGUCACUCGUUACGUUCAACCAUCAGCUUAUCCAGAAACAGAAGAGGCAGUUUUAGCUGUUGCAGAUGGAAACACUAUUGGAGUAGUAGGAACAAUCAGAAGGCCAAAUAAGGAAACCACUCUUAGAGGUCAUGAGGGAUAUCACAGACAAGGUCGACUUUAUAAUCCAAGUGCUACUGGUCGAAGAGUAGGACAAGGUGGUGCUACAAUCAUAACAGAUCAGUUCUUUUUCCCCGGGCACAGAGUAGAAACUUCAGUGGUGGGAGAUACUUCGGUAGCUUACAACAGAGAUAUCAGCAAUGCCUUUUACAAUGUUGACGGAUUCAGCGUUCAAGAUCAACUGCGAAGGUUUGUAAAGCCAUCUGUAGUUAAAGAUAAGCGCCUUACAAGAACUGUUGGAUUAUAUGGUCCAAUAUAUGAAGUAGACGAUCUCAGUCUUUCACAUAGUACUUCCAAAUCAUCAAGCGAGGCAAAUCUUAAAGUAGUAUCAUCGACUGAGAACGAAUCGAAUGAUGAAGACUUUACCACUACAUUAUAUGGAUUCGCUGAAUUCAGUACGAGGAUAUCAGGAACACAUUACAUAUUUCUUCCAGCUUCCACUAGGCCUCGGACAUUUACACCUCGAGUAACAAGAACUAGUUUUUCAAGUGGCGUAUCAAUUCCACCAAAAAAUCCAAAUGCAUCCAACAAAGAUAACCCCGAAGCCUUUUUUCGAAAGCCGUUAUUUGGUACUGAAACCAGAGAAUUCAUAUCACAAAAAUCAAUGUUUACCUCAACAGUUAAAGAACCAGUUGAAAUUCAAAAAACUAUGUUCACAUCUACAGUUAUGACAAAACAACCAGAUGAUCGAAGCAGAGCAAGAAAGGUUGAUAGUACGGUCGAUACUGUAAUAGCAGAAACAUUGCCUUUAGACUUAGCGACAGUCUAUACAAGUGCUAAUGAAAGAACUGCAUCAGUUAAUGAUGGACGUCUUUUCUUAAAUCUUCAAUCUAUGAAAAAACACAGUAUGCUAAACGAUAAUUCUCUGACUCUAGAUAUCAGUGAAAUUGUAGAUAGCGUUGAAGGAACAGACGAAAAUAUUGAACCAGCGCAUCCUACAGGUCUGGUUAGUUCUAUCACAGGUACUGAGAUAUACGAUGGAACAACUACGCAUUGGACAACCUUGAUAUUCGGAACAUAUAUCGAUAAUACAUAUGCACACGUCAUCGAAAGUACUUCAAGCAUUUUCUUCACUGUUUCAAAAACCGCAAGUCCCGAAGAAACAUUGCUAACAGAAAGUGAAACAUCAGAAAACAGAUUCACAAGCUCAUUCCCUGAAGAAACUUUUUCGCCAACAAAUUUGGAAUCAUCAACUGAAAAUAAAAUAGAAAUUUUAUCAUCUUUAUCAGAUUUAUCCUCUAUGGCAAUGAACUCCAAAUCUAAAUCUGAAGAUUCAAUUUCUGCUACACCGAAAUUAGAAAUUCUAACUUCAGGUUUCAUUUUACCAGGUCUUCGAAGCAUUUAUAAUGAAGACAGUAUAAAAGUGGAAUCCUCAGAGACAAUCACUUCUGGAAGUUCUGUCCAUUUGUUAAGUGAAAUCUCAUCAACUGAUAUUUCUCCUGGAGUUGUUUAUGUAGAUGAAAAAGAAACAACUCUUUCACAUAAUUUGGAGAAAACUGAAGAUGAUGCAAUACAUAUUCUUACAGAUGGCUUUAUACUACCAGAUGCUCCUCAGCCUACUUUAUCGUCGAGUCUACUGAAUACAGAGGAGAUAAGUAGAGAACCUAAAGAUCUUAAAUCACUGACUACAGAUGAUUUACUGGAAAUAGUGAAUCGUAAAAUUUCUGAAAUUUCAUCAAGCUCCGACAAAGAAGGCAAUAAUGCUGAGAGCUCUGUCUCAACUACAGACGCGGAAGUAGUAACAGCUAAUGAGUACACAAGUACAACUUCAAUGGAAUUUUAUAACGAAAAUGGGCCCAGAGAAAAAGAAACAUCAUCAAGUCUAGUACUUUUGACAGGUGAUUUCAUUUUACCUAGCAUGACUACUGAAUACGAAACUGAAGUAAGCACAGAAGAUAAAUCUAUUUCUAGUACAAUAACAGGAGACUUCAUAUUACCAUCGACAUCUAAUUUAAAUGAAAAUUUGUAUUCCGCAGAAGAAACAAAUUCCACUCCAGAAUCUUUAAGUAUUUUAACUGAUGGUUUUAUACUUCCUGGAGUAGCGCAGAGCUUCAAUAGUCCACAAUCACAGUCAUCUACCAUCAAUGUCUUACCCUCAUCUGCUUUAUUGACUGCCGAUAAUUUCUUAACAGAAGACGAAGAUGAUAAAAAUGAACUUGCAGGUGGUCGUAGUGCAGGAAAUGAAGAAAAAACAAUUAUUUUAGAUGCAGACAUAAAACCGUCAAAGAGUAUUGUGCCUUCAGAUGAAAAAGAAGAAGUCCCAAAUGAUCUGUCAGAAAAUGAGAACAACAGAUCAGGAAAAGCAUUAAAUAUUGCUUUCCUUUCAACUGAAAAUCCGAAUGCUGAAGAAAUAUUACCAUCUAUAUCUUUUCCAGUAACAUAUUUUACUACAUCAACUUAUUUUACGACAUAUCUAGCUGAAGGGAAACGAAUUAUUACGAGUAGAAAAGAAACCCUUUCAAAUGUAUACACCAACAGUGAGCAACUUAAAUUAGCAAAAUUAAAUCCAACAGAAACGAUAAUUAUGCCUCAGAUUCAACCUACUAAAUCUAUUGAUCCUUCAGAUGACCUUACAACUUUUACCUACUUUACGACAUAUUACAAAGAUGGUUCUAAAGUUGUUUCUUCGAAUGUUGAAACUAAGAGUGAUAUUUUUGGUGAGACUUCAACCUCGAUGCCAGAACUUGAAUCUUCAUUAACUGUACUGACUUACCCUACUACUUAUUACACUACAUUGACUUAUUUUACUACACUUGUUCAAGAUGGUUCUACAAAAAUUGUAAGUAAUGAAGCAGUGAUAUCGAAUGUUAUUUCGCCAUUAUCAGGAAAAAGCUCCAAACCAGAAUCAAUUUCCAUCACAGAAACAGUGCCUCUUACAAUAUACCCAAACAAUGUGACCCCGACAACUUACUUCACGACUUUUACAUAUUUCACCACUUUUCAUAAAGAUGGCACCACUUCCGUAAGUACUAAUUAUAAAACAAUAAGUAAUGUAUUGUAUGGUACUGAAUCUAUAGCAAGUACUCCAACGACAGACGUUCAUGAAAUAACAAGUACUGACAGCAACUUUGUAGGAAAAUCAAAAUUAGCAACAUACUUUACAACUUACACUUAUUAUACAACUUAUUUAAGAGAUGGUAACCCUGUUGUGUCUAGCAGAGAAGAAAUAAUAUCUAAUGUUAGAGCAAUUGAGGCAACAAGUACUCCCGUUUUAACAUCUGAAAGUAAAGAAAUUACAUCUAGCCCAAUAGUGACAACGUUUUACACAACUUACACCUAUUAUACAACGCUUCUUAAAGAUGGUACGACAACUGUGAGCACGAGGAAGGAAACAGUUUCAAAUAUCUUAGGUAAACACACAACAGCAUCAAACCUUCCAGUAAUUACUCGAACAGAUUCUCCAACAAUAAUAGUAUCUGCACCUACAGUGAAAACUUACUUUACGACUUAUACUUACUAUACAACUUACCUACGUGACGGUAGCUCAGUUAUUUCCACUAGAGAGGAUACAAUCACAAAUUUAAUCACUGAAAAUCCUGCUACUGUAACCAUAUCAACUCCUAUAGUACCAUCUAGAAGUUUUACUACAUAUUAUACGACUUUGUCUUCUUAUUAUACAUUAUUUAAUGGAGGUACUCGUUCUGUAAGUACAGUAUACAGCACACUGACGGACGUUGUUGCAUUAGAAACAACAUCACCAGAUCUCAAAUCAACAAUCAGAGAAAGUCCAGUUCUUACAGCACAUUAUUCAACUAAUAGCAUUUUAUCCACCAUUUUGAAUUCUGGUGAACACGAGGUGUCGGAGAAAAAAGAUGUUCCAAAUAAAGUUACAAUUCUUGAAAAUGGCAAUAAACCUGCAACGAUAGUGCAUGCUGUAACACCAAUUUUGCCAUCUGAUAAGUAUGAUAUUCAACCAACUGUUGCGAUAACAAACACAUAUUAUACUACAUAUACUUUUUUCACUACAUAUUUGUCUCGAGGACAACCAUCUGUAUCAACUAGACUGGAAACAGUUACUAAUUACGUCACUGAAAGCAUUUUUCAAAGUCGAACAAUUUUUCCAGACGACUCCUUGAGCUCUACAUUGUCAACUAUUCAAAGUUCUUCAAUAUCAAUCCAUGGUUCUGUUGAUUCAUCUCCUAAUCCUGAAGAACAUUUCGUAACCAGUAACAAUGCACCCAUAACUCACUAUACUACGUACACGUUCUUCACAACUCUAUUAUCAGAAGGAACCUCAGUUUUACAAUCACGGACUCAUGUUGUAUCUAACGUAAUUAAUAAUGCAGCUACGAAAAAAGAUAUUGAAGCUUCAUCUACUAGCAAUGUUCCAAUCACCUCUACAAAAUCAUUACCUAUAGCUACUUCAUUGAAUACAGUAUAUACUACUUUUACAUAUUAUACAACAGUGUUUUCAAAUGAAUCUCCGAUCAUCAAUACCCGAUAUGAGACUUCAACUAAUGUAAUUACAAUUGCUGCCACUCCCACAGCAACAGAAAAAUUUAUGAAAACAACUUCAGAUCUGGAAGCAGCUGAAGGAGAAUUGUAUGAGAAAAGAGUUCACCCAACACCAGUAAUUACUUAUUACACAACUCAUACUUAUGCUCAAACAAGCAUUGAUUCAGAUGGUAGAACUAACUUUAUUACACGAGAAGUAGUUGCAUCUGCAACAGUUAAAGACGAUCUUAAUGGUAUGAACAAUCUGAUACAUUCUAACACCCAGUCAUGCUGCUCACUUUCAACAAGAUAUCCUUAUACUUUUUAUACAACUUAUACUUAUUAUACAACACGAUAUCAUGGCGAUAAACCCAUUAUCAAUACACGGUAUGAGACUCUUACAAAUGUUAUAAAAGCUCCGAUUCAAAAUUCAGCUACCAUAAUAUCUUCAGAUGAAACUGUCAAGAAGUACUCGAUAACAAGCACUUAUCCAACAAUAUUAUCUACGAAGAACGCUGCUUCAACUCGAAUACUUCCUACUCCCAGUUCUGACUAUGAGCCUGCUUCUCCAAGAGUUAAAAUUUCAGAUGUUGUUAAAAGUCAUAGAAUUCAUAAUGAAACUGAAUCAUCAACCUCUAAUCCAAAAUAUGAACUAGAAAUAAGAAUUCUCAAUGAAAUAGACAAUAGUCCGUCACCGAUUGUAGUUGAAAUAAGCUCGAAUACUAGUGAUGAGAAUGUUAAAGUAAAAGAAGAAGAAACCACUGAUUCAAGUCUCUCCAGUGAUUCUAGCAAUUUUUCAGAAAGCACGACUAUGAUGCUAGAAAAGUCAGAAUUAUAUAAAACGACGAAUACAGAAACUUCGACCACAGAAGAAGGAACCACAAAUAAUUCUAUAAAUGAUAUUUCAGUGACAACUGAGUCAUCAGAUCAUAUCAAUAUUAAAAAUGAAACAGAAUUUCUGAAUACAACAGAAGGAUCAGAAGAUAUUGAAAUUACCACCAAAGUUACACCAGUUGAAAUAACAACUACUGUUGAAAUACCAAAGCGGGGAAUAUUCUCUAGAAGAAGAAAUAGACCUACUUAUAGACCAAGACCAUCAUUUCGCUCUGCGACUUCAUCAACAUCCUCCCCGUCAACCAAAGCUACAGAGAAAACAACUACCACACGAACUCCCUUAUCGUUUAAUAGACGAAAUUCAACCAGACUUUCAUACCGCAGACCAAGUCUUGCUCCCAGGCCGAAUCCUUUGCAAAGGAUUAGACCUGUGAGACCUUCCUUGACAACUCCUGCUUCUACAUCAAAUGAGGAGACAGCUAAAAGAAGACGUAGAUCUAUUAAUAGAUCGCAGUCGGAAUUUUCUAUUAAACCUCUUACCAGGAAGUUAAUGUCUGCAAACCACGAAGAAACUUUUGAUGGAAUAUCAAAGCAUAAUGAUUUGAUUUCGAGUGGAAGUAAUUCCUCUCCCGAUGGAAAAAAUCAAGAACAUCAGUUGGGACUCAUCCGUACAAUGGAAUCUAAAGUGAUAAAUAACGGAGUAACAACAGUCUAUGGAACAGAAAUUCAUGGUACAUUUAUCAAUGGGGUAUACGCUCAAGUAGCACAAACCAAAGUGAGAAUACAUACAGAUACAUCAAAUGAAAUUGAUAAAACGCCAAUUAAUGCUACACCAUCUUUAAACUCAUUUAGAAAUACUGAAACUCAUAUCAACAAAGUUGGCUUAGUUUCCUCUAAAUUAAGUACAGCAGUGAAGGAUGGUGUUACAACAGUUUAUACCACAAACAUUUAUGGUACAUAUAUCGGAGAAGUGUAUGCGCAUUUAGCUCAGACAACAUCGAAUGUUAUUCAACCAACUGCUACAACACAAAAUCCAUAUCCAACGGGACUGGUAUCUUCAGUCACACGAUCUGAAGAUAAUUUUGGUACCAUUACGCUCUGGACGACGCAAAUUUACGGUACAUAUGUAAACAAUUAUUACGCACACAUUGCUUCAACACAUUCUAAUGUGUUUGUAAACCCGAAACCGUCUCUAGCAGUGCAACCACUUUCCUCAUUUCAAAAUAAUUUAUUCACAGAAUCAUCAUUUAAGACACCAACGCCCACAGCCAGAUCUAUUGAUGCAACUAAAACUUACAAAACAGGUUUGCUGUCUUCCAUAGUUUCAGAAGAAGAGAGGGAUGGUACUACAACUCAAUACGUCACCAAUAUAUAUGGUACUUAUAUAGGUGAGCAUUACGCAAAGCAUGCAAAAACAACAUCUAAAAUCAUUGCCCCAACAAGCACAGAGAGCUCGAGAUCAGUUGGCCUUAUAUCAACUAUUGUAAGUAGUGUGGUGAAUCAAAAUAUAGUAACACUUUAUAAAACUGAAAUAUUUGGUACAUACUUAGGUCAACACUAUGCUCAAUUAGCCAGAACUUCAACGGAAUAUAAAUUUCUUACUUCUGAAACACAACAGCCUACAGCUACGCCAAUUAAGCAGAAAACAGGAUUCCUGUCUUCUAGUACUGUUAGUAGCGAAAUAAAUUCUGGAACAACAACGAUGCACAUUAAUGAAAUUUACGGAACUUAUAUUGGUAAUGCAUAUGCUCAUGUAGCAAAAUCUACAUCAAAAGUAAUACAGCCAACACAAGUUGAAAACAAAGGACAAGUUUUACCGAGCACAGAAAACUUACAAAAAACUGGCCUGAUUUCUUCAAGCGUCAAAACAGAAGUAAAUGACGGUACAACAACUUUGCAUAUUUCAGAAGUCCAUGGUACUUAUGUUGGAAACUAUUAUGCCCACGUAGCAAGAAGAACAUCCACUGUUCUACCUUUCUCUCCUUCACCCACCACGUCUGUUGAACCAUUACCAUCAUCAACUACAAAUGCUAAAUCAGAAGGUUUAAUAUCAUCAGAAAUAAGGACAGAAGUUAACCAAGGAACAACAACAUUACACACAAGAGAAAUUCACGGUACCUUCAUAAAUGGAUUUUACGCACAUGUUGCUCGUAGUACAUCUAAUGUAAUCACUCCAACACCAACGUCAUCGACUCCAAAUACUGGUUUGAUUUCUGUGAUUACGAACAGCGAAAUUAAUAACGGUAUAUUAACUUUGCAUACUACAGAAAUUUAUGGCACACGAAUUAAUGGAUUUUAUGCACAUAUAGCUCGAAGUACGUCGAAUAUUGUUACAAGUACUGCUGCAAUUGAGACAUCAAGUAAAAUAUUGGGUGUGAUAUCUGCUACUACGUUAACGGAAAUAAACAAUGGUGAUACUACUCUACAUAGAACGAGUGUGAUUGGAACAGAAAUUGAUGGUGUGUACGUGCAAUCGGUAAAAAAGACUUCUUCUGUCAUUUAUGCUUCUCGGUUAUACCCCGAAGCUAUCACAAAAACUUUAUUUGAAACAGAAUCGAAAGCUAUAUUAUUGGGUGGAACAGCAAAAGAUGAUCUAGACACGGCUAGAGUAAAUGAGUUAGGCAAUGGCAAUCAAUUUGCUUCCUUAAUAGAUGACGGUGAUUUAGAAAUUAAAUCACCACUAAAUUCUGGUAUAGAUCUGCUAAGUCCUUCUUUGAAUUCGGAAAUCACAACUCUAGAAAAUAGUAGCGAAAUUACUCUGACUUCAGAGGUUUCAUCUAUCGAAACUUAUUUAUCAACAAAAAUAAUGGAAAGCUCAUUGCCUGAAAUUACUACAACCGAAUCUGUUAUUAGUACCACUGCAUCAACUUUGCCGCUGAAAGACUCUGUAACAGAGAGUAAUCUCCAGAGUAUAACAACUGAGAAAACAACAAAAUCUUCACGACCAGAGGAUGACGAAUACUAUAAUGAUUACAAUGAUAACAAAACAUUUAAUGACAAAGAAUCUGUUACAUCAAAACCUAAUAGUCAAGAGCAAACUUCUCCUCGGAAAAACAAAACGCCACCGUUAUCUUCGUCAAGAACCUCAGAUUCAAAUAAUGAAUAUGAUGAUUAUGAGUUUGAUAAUGAUUAUGAUGAAUUCGGCGAGAAGAAGCGAAAUCGAAAAGUAACUCCAAGUUUAUCGUCUUCGCGUUUUAAGAAUACAAGACAAUCCAAAAGAAAGACUGAUGCAUACAAUGAUCAAGAUUAUGAAAAUUAUGAUGAUUACGAUUAUCAUGAAGAUGAAUCAAGUUCAAUUAAAGCAACUAAAACAACUUCUGAAGUUUCAUCAUCAAAAGAAACACCUUCAUCUUCAAUAAGGAUUAGACCAUUUACAGGCAGAGGACGACCUACUUUCACCACAACGACAAGAUCUUCCACAAAGGCGUCAUAUACAAUUCAAUUUAGGAGGCCAAGUCGUACACGGAACUCUAGAGCGUUUGGGCAUAGAUCUGACAGCGAAAAUGAUUUUGAUGACGAGUUGAAUUCGGAAGAUGAGGAAGGGGAUAUUGAAGCUAGUGAAGCCGUAGUAACAACAGCAACACCGCAAGUGAUAUCCUUUAGUAGAAGAAAGCCAUUUGGAGGAAGCAGGUUUCAACCCCCUUCAAGAAAUACUCCAUCUACAACAACUUCUAGACCUUUAUCAAUCGGUCGAAAUCGACGGCCAUUUGGUAGGUCUACUUCAGCAAGUCCAUCUCCAACUCCGUCUGUAAAAGAUAAUGAUCCUGAUUAUGAAGAAAACACGACUGAAGAUGAUGAUUUUGAUGAUUAUGACGAAAUAUCCGAAAAGAAGGAUGCUAACAGAAAUCGAAAUUUCCGGUCUACUCGCAGACCACCAUCAAGAGUUUCAAGAUUUGGUGAAAGACGGAGUGCUUCAAAUAAAAGAGGAUCUUUCCGACAUAGGGAAGAAGAAGAAACUGAAAAUGAUGACUUUGAUUCCACAACUCCGAACUACAGAAAUUCUAGAAACAGAAUCAAUCAGAGAAAGCCUUCGAGAGGGCGAUACAACAGAAAUAAUUCUCAAUCUUUAAAAGCUUCUUUUAACUCGGUUAGUAGAGACGAAGAUGAUGAUUCACAAUCCCUUCAACCUAUCAAUCGUCUUCGCAACAAUAACCGCAAUAGAAGACCGUCAUAUAAUCCAAGAACUAAAAGACUUUCAAAAACAGCAUCUGAAACACAAACUAUUAAGAAACCAUAUUUAACUGUUACUUCUGUUGUUACAACUGUAAAAACUUUGCCAAUAUAUCAUGGAUUUAGAACUUCGUAUGCUACUCUUACAACAACUGCACUUGAUACAAGUAUUAUUCACCCAACGCAAUAUUCGGAAGUAAUUAGCGAUGAUAUAACAAAAACUGUCUUUUAUACAAAGACAGGAUAUCCAGAUGGUAUAGAGAAUCUACAUACAACAAUCACAGAAGUCGUUGUAACAACCACUUCUUUAGAAUCAGUGAAAUUAGUUCCCAUAAAAAUUGGAUUUAGUACCAGAACGGAUACUAUAACAGAUAUUCAAGUUCUUACUACUUUAUCAACUCUUCUUAGCGUAUUAACUCCCGAUACACCUCAACCUACGGCAUUUCCUCAACAAUUUCAACCAAAUUUCUACCCUCAACUCGGACCUCAAAAUCCAGAUUUUGGACUUGUAGCUUCAGCUAAUUCAUUUGUCACUACCCAGAUAGUUACUUCAACCACUGUGGUUCCAAUUAUUUUGCGAGGAAGAACAAUCCUAAGCACAUUAACUACAACUUCAACUGCUGAAUCUACUGUAGUUCAAACUGUCCAGGUGCCUCAAGUACCUCAACCUCAACCUAACUUUAUACCACAACCGUACUUUGCUUUCCAACCUCUGACAACUUUGCUCACACUUUAUGUGACAGGUGAACAUGGAGAGUUGAAACCUGUUGUUACUACUGUUACGGUUCCUCUAUACCAACAACCUGUUUUCCACACUAAAGUUGCUCGAAGUUUGCAACAGAGUCUACCUUCAGAACAUACUCUAAAAACUGCCGACAUUAUGGAUAUCCAACUAAUGUCUUCAUUGGGAAGAGGGUCUGACAGAGAUGUGGACAUUGACACACAUUACGAUCAAUUAUUGAGUUCUGGAUUAGAAGAAAUUAAUGAUUUGGGAGAAAUUCAAAGUACUAGUCUCAAAACAGAGCCGUUAGACAGCACUCGAAUUUCAAAUACUCCUCCUGGCAUUAUUUCUUAUGACGUAACGACAAUAUCUAAAGGGCCACUGACAGAAAUAUAUGAACAAAAAGUCACAGUCAAUCUAGAUACAGAUGAAAGUAAGUUAAAACAUAAUGAAAUUGAAAGAAGUAAGGAAUUAUAUGGAUUGGAAUCACGGUAUAGCUUUCGCAAACUUCAACAAUUUAUUGAAGAGGAGCCUAUAUUUAGACCACAAAGAGAUUUUACCAGAUUGCGAAGACCUCCGGCAAAUAUUGUUUUGGCAACUGCAGCUGAACGUAGACCUGAAGUUCGACCCACAGAACGAAUACCUCCAAGACCACGCUCGAGUCCUCCAAACAGACGUCCUCCCUCUGAAACCAUUGAUAAUGAUUUUUCGGGUAUUCCUAGGAACGAAUUUCAAGGAUCUUUUGCACGCAGACCAGUUCGGAGACCAGUCACUAAUAAUUUCAGGCCUAUCAAUGAAAGGCGUCCUUUCACUCCAUCUAAUUUAGACAAUGAAUUAAGAGACAAUCCAAUUCCUAUAGUACCUAGUCAGCCAUCAUCUGUUUUAGAUGACGUUGAGAAAAUUCAAGAUUUGUUAGGUUCACUUGAAAAAGAGAACAGAAACUUCAAUUCAUUUAACGGAUUUGUUGGUUCUCCGACUGAAAGUGAAGUAUCCAAUGGUUUUAGACCUUUGAACAAUCCUCCAGGACUAAGACGUGGACCGGGUCCUUCUGUUGAUGAUGGUCCCGCUCCUGUACCGCCUGGAUUCAGCGUCAGACCAAGACGUCUAAGAGUCACUAGACCAGUUAACCCAGAAGAUACUUUAAACACCGGCGUGAGAAGAGUAACUCGAAUAAGAUCACCCAUCAUAGAAGCAUCUUCUGUAAAUAUAGAAAAUGAAAUAAAACCAUCUAUGGAUUUCAUUUCUAAAGACUCAGUUACAGCAGAUGAAAGCAAAGACGAUGCUUUAGAAGAUAAUACUCAUAAUAUACCAUAUGAUGCUUCAUCUCCAGUAGUAGAAGAAACUCUUAAUAUUGCUGGUGAAAACAUAGCUAGUCGCCGAACAGUUAUUAAAAGACUGAAACCAUCUUUCGUUCCUGGCGAUGGUAGUGGUCCAAGACGUCCUCUCGUUGUUCGAAGGACAAAAGUAAAUGAAAAUUUACCUUCUUCUAUCACUACAGAAUCAAUUGAGGAAGUUAUUGAACCAACUCCCAGUUCAGUCGUUCUAGAAGAAAGUUCAGAUACUGGAGCGGAUAAAAUAGCAACUAACACAGAUAAUUUGAACACUCCCGAUGCAGUCGAUCCACUUAAGCCCCCAGUAAAGAAAGUUAUUCGACUGAGAAAGCCAGAAAAUGGUGAAACUUUACAAACUGGUGCCAGAAGACGUAUUGUAGUAAGCAGGAGACCUGGAAACAGUGAUUCUGCACCUUUCGCCCAAGGAAGAGGACCAGCGUCUGAUAAUAAUUUGAUAGCUGAAAAGCUGCAUAAUAGUGAGAACGACUUAGAUGGGUUUAAUAGAAUAGAUCCUAUUCCAAAUAGCCGAAGUAUCGAUACCCUUAGCUUAUUAUCAAUCUAUGCUACGAAAACAUAUCCGAUAACAUAUUUUACAACUUUAACAUAUUUCACUACUUUCCUACAUGGACCAGAUGUAAAUUAUGCAAGUAGAGAAGCGACCUUUUCAAAUGUUAUUGAUCAAACCCUUAAUCCAAAUCUAGUCAAAAUAUUUAAAUCUAACAAUGGACGAAUUUCACCCACAAAUGGUGAAAGUGUUAUUCACCUUGCUUCAAGGACAUUAGGAGAUACCACUACAAUAGUUAACUUAGCAUCACAGCAGAAUAUAUACAAUAGUGAAGUUUAUCGAGAUUUAAAUAAUUUCGCAUUAAUAAGUGAAAUGACACGCCCAGUUAUCACAACAGUCAUAAAGCCUACUCGUACUCAGAACCCAGUUUCUUUGAGUCGAACACCUAUUAACGCUAUCGCUUCUUUACCUAAAACAUAUUUAACUCUAUUUACUUAUUUUUACACAUUUUUUGAUGGUACAAAUACAAGAGAAUCUACUAGAGCAGAAACGAUGACAAAUGUUGCUUCAGAUCCUUUGGCAUACCUUACUGAAAGUAUAGGAACUUCGAUUGACGCAAAUGGUCACUUAAUCUUAGGGUCAGAAACUAGAACUCUCCAUCUUGGCUCACGUGAAGUAGAAGGCACUACGACGGAAGUUAAUUUAGGAUUGAAAACAUUGAUAAAAAUCGAUGGUGUUAGAAACGUUAUUUUGGAACCAACACAGCAAUUUCAAUACAUCACACCAUCCAGAACUUCAUAUCCCGAUGUGGCAUCUUCUACGGUCGAUACUUUUGAAUCACCAAAAUCAGUGGUGCUUGAUUCAUCUUAUUCUUCAGCUAAUGAUCUUUAUGAUACAAGUCAGCAAUCCACUACUUCAGAAACAACACCGUUAUACAGUAGCGAAUUUGAUGAAGCUUCAAAUAUUGUAGGAGUCCCAAGAUCAGUUGUGAAAGUAACAUCUGUGAUCCAUAAACCAACAGGACCUUUGAGAAGUGGAGUUUUUGAGCCCAGACCAGGAGUGAGAGUUCGAGUACGCCCAGUUGUAUCACGACGAUUAGUACCAAGCGACUUAGCAUCAUCUUUUGAUAUUUCGUUCGAUACUAAUGAUUUAUCGACCGAGAAUCCAUACGAGCCACUAGCAUCACCUCAUUAUAUACCACCUGGCAUUCAUAUGAGCGUGAUGUCAACUCCAGUGCUUGAAGAUGCAUUUGUCACAACUAUGUUGCUCCCAUCCGAAGGUCUUGGAAACGAUAACGAAAUAGCAUCUGGUUCUGUUGAAGUUGAUCCUUCAUCUGAUGGCGUCGUCGCACCUACUAGGAAGAAGUUAAAGGUUACUGUUAGAAGACCUCAAAGUGAGAGUAUCAGCAGAACUCACACAAGAUUUGUUCUUCCAUCUCGUUUCGAGAUCACCAGCAGGCCAAGGUUCUAUGUGGUUACUAGAACAGGAGCACUUGGCGUUGUUUCCAACACUCAGCGACCAUUUACUGUGAAAGUAAGCAGAAAACUGAAACCGACAACAGCAGAUAACAAUUUGGUUCCACCAUCAACAACUGUUAUCUACGAUACAUUUACAACCCUUACUUCUGUGCCUGUAAUCUUUGGCCUGGAUACCAGUUACAGAAAUGUUUUGCUUACAACUUCAUCUCCCAUUACUGUGUCGUUCGUACCAACACCAACAUUCGAAUCUGGAACUGCCAUCGCUCCUUCAACUGUUGUUCUGACGUUCUUCACCACUACAACGUUUACGAUCCCGUAUAUUGUUGGCGACGAAACUAUUUUCACUACCCUUGAAGAAACCAAUUCCAGAAUAGUUACGCAGACCUUAGGAGCAGAUUCACCGUCAUAUUCAACAGUUACAAGAACGCCAUCUUUCGACAAUGUUAUUCCAACAAUAUUGCCAAUCACUAGUGUUGAAUUUGGUUUUGAUGGUCCUAUUACUCACACUUUGUCUUCUGCAUUCAAAGAGCAGAUAACUGGAACGCCAUCAUAUGAUUCCAUAACACCAACAAAUACAUUGUACGAAACUAAAACAUUCUAUACUACUUAUACAUUCUUUUCUACUUUCUUUGCUGGUACUGAUGCUGUGGUCUCCAGUUCGGAGCAAGUUGUAACUAAUGUUGUAACUGUACCAAUAACCACUGACGUUAUUCAGCCGUCGUCAAUAGAAGCAGAAGUUAUCGGACCUCUUACUGUUUUUGAUACCAGUGAAACAGUUGUAACGAAAACGAAUUAUAACACAGUAACAUUCUACGCAACACUAUUUUCUGAUACUAGUUCAUUUGUGACACCUAUUGAAGAAGUGGAAACACAGUUGCAGACAAUAACUGAAACUUAUACAAUUACUAGGACCAUAGUUCCAACACCAUCGGCUUCCCUGGAACCAACUGUUAUUAUACCAACGACAUCUCUAACAACAGAAGAAGAAAGAUCUGUAGUUGUAACACAAACAUUAUACACAACAUUUACAAAUUUCGUUACAUUAUUCCAAGGUACAGAUACAGUUGUUACUAAUCUUGAAGAAACAGUGUCGAAUGUCGUUACUUUAACAGUGCCAGAAAGUGCUGCCAGUUCCUUUCAAAUUACUCCUACAUCUUCUGUACUUAAAGAAACUUCUGAAACAUUCUUACUAUCAAGUUUCCCAAGCUAUACAACAAGAGAAGUUUUGAGUACUCAGACGCACUACUUGACCUUGUUUAACAAUGGAGAUAGCUUAUUGUCAUCCAUCGAAGAAGUUGUUACCACUUACGUAACAGAGCUUGCGACACCAUCCUCUUCUCCAUCAUAUUCGCCUGAAACAUACUUAACUUCAUCACCAGAAAUUACUUUGAUUUCAUCACAAUUACCAAGUUAUGUGUUUGAGUCACCCUCGCCAACAGAGACCACUGAGACUGAGACCGAGACUUCCGAAAUUCAAACUUACCAUCCAGAACUGGUUCCUUCCAUUAGGAAAAUUUAUUCAACUCUUACAUUCUAUACAACAUAUUACAGCGAUACAAGCUCAAUUGUUGCAAGCCAAACAGAAGUACUAACAAGUUACGUAACUCUGUUUGUACCUCCUUCCUUAAUAACGUCUUCUACUACAUCUACAACAACAAAGGCAACUUUAACAGAAACCUCAAGAUCAAUUGAACCAACUUCUACUACAGAUCCUUCCGUAUUUGUAUUCACUACUACAGAUUAUUCUACUCUCACAUUAUAUACUACACUCUUCAGCGGUGAUGAAAUUGUUGUCAUAUCAAGUGAGCAUGUUGUUCCAGAAGUUAUAACAGCAACAAUAACGCCAUCUUCGACAACACCUGCCGAGACAACUACAACAAAUGAAUCUGUCUUAACGUUCUUGACAACAUUUACAUAUUAUACUACACGCUUCAGUGGAACGGAUCCUAUUAUUACUUCCAGUGAAAGUGUUGUUACACAGUACGUUACAAUUGAAGCUCCACCAUCUAUUUCUUCAACCACAGAAGUAGUUAUAGAAUCUACACCAGUUAUCGAGACUAUUCUCGGUAUCUCUACAGCUGUUGGUAGUGAAAUUGCAAGUAGCUUAGGCGAUGAUGUAAAAGAAAUGGAAAUAAUUGGAGUAUCAAGUGCUAUAGCAACAGGAAUCGAAGUUUCAUCAACUGUUGAAACUAAGGUUCAAGUAGAAAGUAAAAUUCAUUCAGAAGUUGGAUCUACUCCCUUAUUUUCAAUUCCAGAAAUCAUUUCUUCUAAAGAAAAAGAAACAAGUAGUCCUGUAGACAUUAGCAGCUCUUUCACGCCAUCUGAAGAUUCGGAUACGACAUCCGUUUCAACCCCUGUCUUGGUUCCUUUCAGCAGUGAAACUACAACUGAAACUGAAGGCACAUCCUUACCUGUUACGUCAACAAGUAUUGUAACAAAAGAAACGGAGCUUAUUGGUGUGGAUGGAAAGAAAACAUCUCUUUCUCCUAGCGAUACAUUGAUAUUAGUAACUGGUACUGACGGCUUUGUUACAAAGCUUGCAGAAUUUGAUUCUGUUGCUCUUUCUCCUGUCUAUAUACCUCCUAGCAAAGUAGCUACACCUAGUCCAUCAUCUGAAAUCAAACCUGCAACAGUGAUUGAAUUAUCUGAUUUACUUGGUGGUAAUACUGCAUUAGGAGGCGAUAUAGGCUUAGCCAUCCAAGAUAUUGUGAGCCGUAUAACAGGAAAGAAAAAUAAAACUGAAACAGAUGAAGUUACGACUGAUAUUGCUGUAACUGAUUUAACAACAGAAGAUCAGAGAUUAACAACAGAAGAUCAGAAGACAACAGAAACGACUCCAAGAGAAACCGAAUUAUCUGACAAUACUACUGGAACUGAAAAAGUUGAAACUACAACUGAAUCGUCAACAGAAAUGGAUCUCAAAAAGCACAUCAGAAUGGAUUCUAAAGAAAUUGAUUAUCCCGUUUUCAUUCUGCCUGAUAAAUCUGCAAGUGAUCAAGGAUCAAGUAAGUCUGAAGACCUUGCUCCAGUAUAUGUACCUACUGCAGAUGAAACAUCUAAGCCUAUGCCUGACUAUUCAAUUACGACUGAAACAUCAGAUGAGAGCAUAAAAUUAAGCACAAAGAGUUCUUCUCAUUCUGUUUCCACCAGCGUUAUUACUGGUGCAAGAACUGUUUUCAUCGUUCCUACGAAAUCUUCUAAGGAUGAUGAUGCAACCAAAGACAGCUACAGCGUAAUUUCUGAAACUAGUUCAAAAGAUAGAACUCCUAGAAUUGAAAUAUUGGAUGACACUGUAGUAGAUUCCUCGAUGACUUCUUCAGAAAAGAGUACUACGGCUGAAACUCCAAGUUUAAAACCAAGCAUAGGUACAAGUAUUAUCAGUGGAAUUAGAACAAUUUUCUUUGGAUCGGGUGCAGAUAAAACUACUCAAACCUCCGAAUACAGUAAAACAGAAACCGUGCUAGGAAGAGCAAACAUGGAAAUCGAGAAACCCAAAACAUUUACUACUGUAACGAAAGAUGGCAAAACGGUUAUUAGUAGAACUACAUCAGGAGCAACUACUAUAUUUUUCCCAGGACAAAUUCCAAAGCAUACAGCUCCUAUCAUUUCAACACGUUAUAUCACAAGUGUGGAAAGUAUUACAAGGACACUAGCUCUUACAACUACUAAAACUUAUUAUACUAGGGAUUCUACUCUUACCGUUCCUUCUGUCUACACUACAACUAUUCCUCCAAGAACAUUUGUUUCGACAAUAAUAGGUUCAAGAACAAUACUUGGUAUCUUACCAGAACCAACCGAAACAAUUCAAAUUCACAAAACUCACAAUCCCUCCGAGCGCACAACAACAGUUACUACCACGACAUUGAUUUUUAAUUCCAUCCCUUCAACAGUUAUUAGGACCUUAGUCUUACCCACAGAAGUACCAACGAAAACAAUAACAUCAGCAUCAUCGUCUGCCUCAAGCUCUCAAGAAGCAAAUGUUUUCAAUGCAGGUACCGAAAGGCCAGCUAAACCUCCAGAAGUGGGUGACAGUACUUCAAUCAGCGAUGAAAACUUAAUUAAAUCAUCAGAAAAGUCUGACAUGGUAAACCCUGUGCAAAAACAAAGAGAUGAAACAUAUUUGAGAGCAGCAGGCCCAAGAAUUUAUGAAUCUCGUCCUGACGUACUAUUAGACCAAAACCUUCCCAGACCACCAAUCGUCGUUACGGAUAAGCCCAAACCAGAAGAUGAUCCGUUUAUGAAUGGAAGAAACGGCGUAUGUGAUCCUAAAUGCCAACCAUACAAAAAGGAAAUGUGUAAGGAAAACAAAGGUUUAUGGACUUGCCAGUGUAGACCAGGUCAUGCGAGAAGAGACAGCCACGAGGUUUGCAGAGAGAUCCAAACAUUUGUCAUGCUUUUAAAAGUAGUCAAGAUGGGAAAUGAAAGUCUGAACUUCAGCUCGCCACUUUCGGACAACGAUUCUGAUGAAUACAAAUAUUUUGCUAGAAAUGUUGAAGAAGGAAUCUCGGAUGCUUAUUCCAUUACGAACAUCAAGGAUCAUAUCUGGGAAGCCGAAGUCAAUAAAAUCUUGCCCGCUGAUACUGUGCAAAGCUCAGAAUUCAUGCAGCAACUGACCCCCUCAACACCAGAAGAAGGAGGCGUUCUGGUCAAUCUCACCCUCAAAGUUAGUAAGAGUGUAAGUGGAAAUCUACUGGAGCAAGAACUGACGCGUUCGCUACAAAAUCUGGGAAUGAGGGUUGGAGACUCUUCCCUGCUGGCCGCUCCUUUGUCUCAAAAUGUUCAAGAUUACGAUGAAUGUAUCGAUGCUCGCGAAAAUGAUUGCGCUCUUCGAGCUACAUGCAUCAACUUGGAGGGCUCAUUCACGUGCCAGUGCGAGGAAGGAUAUGAAGACAUGGAUCGCUUGUUGCCCGGACGAAUUUGUUUAGCAAAAACCGAAAAUUGUAAUUAUUGUCAUGGAAGAGGAGAUUGUUUGAGAGGAGAUGACGAUAAGACAUUUUGCAGAUGCCAACCAAUGUUUGUAGGUCGAAGAUGUGAAAUAAAUGGACUUGUGCUGGCUGUUGCUUUGCCCACUGCCGUUGCAGUAGUGGUUGUUCUUCUGUGCUUCGUGUUGUGCUGCUGUCGCAAAUGCCGGAAGAAAACCCCCUCCCCCAACGGCGGGGAUCCUGGAAGUGUCUUUCGAGGCAUCGCCCUGAAAGGCCCCUUGGAAGGAACCUUGGACAGAAAGGCCAUGAUUGAUACCUCUAGUGAAAGUAGCGGAGAGCAUGGGAGGAAAGGAAUUCCUUUCGACGGAUAUCAGGAAAGUGGUGAUGUCACUCCCCAUAAGGGCAGCAGAAGGAGUGACCUGAGUCUCAAUCGGAGUCUAUCCACGGGCUACACUUCGCCCCCAGUCAUGAUUCCCAGGGCUAAACAGCCUCCGGGUCAAAAGCCAAUGAACUAUACCGUGUAUGACGGCCAAGUGUAUGUCUGGUGAAAGAAACAAUGAGGCGCAGGGCGUCUAACACAAAUAGGAAUAAUUUUUAAAAACAUUGUCUGUUCAAGCUUCACGUGAGCAUCUUGUUUGUCUGCUGGGAUUGUCUUUCAAAAGAGAUAGUCCAACCAGCAUCGCCAAGAUAAAGAUCCUCACUCUAUGGACAGGAAACCGAUGGCUGUUUCUUGAAGUAAAAUGACUACCAAGAUGCAUGGACUUCUUUAGCUGUGCUCCUUUAUAUUUGUCUUGUGGCGAUUAUCGACUUCUGUUCAAAACAGAGACUUUUAAAGUUGAGUGAUCUCACAGACUUCAGUUGCCAAACUUUGUAGUGCAAGAUUAGAGACUGUUUAUAAUUUCUAACAGUAAUAUGGCUUUAACAUCGGGAUGGUUGGAAAGAUUUCUCAGGAUUUUUUUUGUCCAUUUUUUUUUAAAAAAAUCAGGUUAUACCUAGCAAUGGACUCGAAGAAAUAAAAGAGGAUAGUAAAAUUUAUAUGACAAUCGUUAAAAUAUUUUUUAAAAUAAUUUUUCCAAUAGUUUUUCAAUUUUUUUUAAUUAUGAGGCGAUACAUAAAGAAUGAAUAAAUAUGCAUACAAAAAAAAAUGAAGUUAAUUUUUAAAAAUUUUUAUUUUAAGAGAUUUUUUUUAUUAGUUGAAAUGUAAAAUAUCUGUUAAACCAUUAUGCUUUUAACGUCUCAUAUUAAAAAUAUGACAUUUUGUUUUGCUAAAUUUCUUCAAAAAUUAGAAAAAUCCUUAAUAAAUGUUUUCUUGAGGUUUUGGCUUAUAUAUAUUUUAAAACCACCAUUUGAAUAUGUAUCUGUUGUUUUUCAUCAGUAUUCCGUACUAUGAACGGCAGUUAUAUAAUAAUUUAUAUUUUAUGUUUUUUUAAUGAAGCAUAAUUUAUGAAUUUAUAAAUGGUUAAACUUAUAUACGAUUAUUGCUAUUCAUUUUAAUAAAAAUAUUUCAUUCAUAUGUGUAUGAGAAGAACUGGCUUUAUUUAUUACUAAUAAAUAAAACUGUAAAUAAAGUAUCUGUUGUUAGUCUUUUUAAGAAAAGUAAGCUUCUUUCUAUCUCAUUAUUGAAUGACACAAUGUGUUUCUUACUGAUUAAAAUACGAUUUCACGUUUCGAAUGACGGUAAAUGUAACAUUUAUAUUAAAGCAGCAUUGUGGCUGCCAUUUUCAGAGUUUUAUGAGGAUAUUGUUCGACUUUUUCAACAAAUGAAUGAAAAGAGAACAAUUUUGUAACAUAACAUAUUUUGGAGACCUUCUGUAUAGUUUUUAACAAUUUCCUGGCCGUCUUUGUAUC